Messenger RNA from Porites evermanni, 1575 nucleotides. The record is from the annotation of a GenBank genome assembly. Lineage: Eukaryota; Metazoa; Cnidaria; Anthozoa; Scleractinia; Poritidae.
AUGGCACUCAGCAUGUUCCUGGAACAUGUUGAACGGAAUUUCUGUGAUCUUUCCUAUCACUUUAACGCUGAAACCAUGGAUCACAUGUACAGAGCAACACAGCAGAUUGUUGAACAGGUCGUGAAUGACAUAGGGAGAAUAAAACCUCACCUGAAUGUUAAGGAAGUAAUAAGCAUCGGCAGUUUUGCAGAGGGAACUAAGAUUUGUUCUCCCAAUGAGUUUGACUUCUUAGCAUGUUUUGAUUUUCUCUCCAAGAAGGAAAAUGUGCGAAUUGAGGGCAUUGAAGGUUGCCAACCAGGUUACAUGGUGGCUUUUCUCAACUCCGGCUUUGAUGAGGCCAUGGCGAACAUAACUAGGCUACUCUAUGAGGAUAUUUGCUGCAUACACCAUGAAGGAUUGCGUGCAGAGUUUGUGGAUACUCUGAAAGAGGUCGUUAAAGCCAUGUCAAAGAAGAAGAUUGUGACUCCACUUGGUGUCAUGGUCAUUAAAGGUUCAGACUAUUUAGCUUUGAAACUAGAGUGGCACAAAUUUGAGGAGAACUAUAAAGGUCCUGAAGUAUAUAGUGGACUUUGUGAAAGAGAAUUUACAUUAACAACUUCCUACUCACUAGAUAUUGGUGUUGAUAUUAUGCCAGCAGUGUCUGUUGAGGACUUUUCUCCUCUAAGUGAUCUCCAUGGUUUUCCCAGGCAUAUAUUUGGAAUGACAGGAAACCUAAAGUUUCAUCUUGUGUGCAAAGUGUCAGGGCAGUCCCCUAAUGCACCUUAUCUCCACAUUUCCCAUGCUACCACUGAGGUUUUUCUCGUGCGCCAUCUACAUCCAAUCCAUAAAAAAUGCUACAGGGUAUUAAAGUAUCUUCUGACUCACGACACAUAUUUUAACAGGCCAAUAAAAGACAUAAGCCUGUCUUCUUAUGUGUUUAAAACUGCUGUCCUUUUCCAUGAAUAUGAGAAGCUGUGCUCAGGUACUCCAGAUAUUGUAACCUGCUGCAUUGAAAUUAUACGAUAUGUCAGAGUCAAAUUAAGGCAGGGUGUGUUUCCACCGUUCCUGAUGAGAACAACAAAUGCUUGGGGGCAGUGUUACAAAAUUCCUGUAUCAGAUGCAUGGAGGCCAACAGAUCUAAACAGAGAGAUCUGCUCAUUUGACUGGUGUUUUGUUUUGUGGUUUCAGCUUUGGAGGCAAUUUCUUUGCAAGGCAUUGACAAUAUUUCAAAACAUAAAAAUGAAACUGCAAACAGAAGAACCAGAAACCAGUGAUAGCAGCACUUUAUUGGAUGAUGCUUCACUAAACACCAUGUCUCAAACACGUAAUUUAGUGUAUUAUAUUCCAAAUAAGUAUGAUUCAUUUCUAGCUGAGUUUGCAGUUUUAAGAGAGGAUGCAUUUGUCAUUACAACUAAGUACUCUAAAGAUGCAAAAGAUACAGCAACAAGUAGUUUGGUUAGCCGAUGUCCAUCGGAAAAAGUCUGGGAAUUAGUUCUACCUAAAUUUCCCGAAUAUCUCAAUCGAAUUGAAAGUGUGUGCGGCAGGGAAAUGAGUAUCCCAAAGGAAGAAUUUGAGGAAGUGGUAGAAGUGGGCUGA